AUGUUUCCAUUCAGGAACACCUUUGUGAACAGUCUCAAAACUGUCUUAUCCAAACAGGCAAGGAAUUUUAGGGUGGGGAGGACAUGCUCAGGAUCUGUGAAUUUGAAGGGACGCAGUUUUCUGACCCUGAAAGACUUCAACCCAGAUGAGAUGAAGCACAUCCUGUGGGUAUCUGCUGACCUGAAGCAUCGACUCAAGCGUGAAGGACAGUAUCUUCCUCUCCUGCAAGGCAAAUCUAUUGCCAUGAUAUUCGAGAAGAGAAGCACUAGGACCCGCAUGUCAACUGAAACAGGGUUCACUCAGUUGGGUGGUCAUCCAUGUUUCCUCACCCCUCAGGACAUUCACCUGGGUGUAAAUGAGAGCACAAAAGACACAGCCAGAGUGCUCUCAAGCCUGACUGAUAUUGUAUUAGCCCGGGUGUACAGCCAUUCUACUUUGGAGCAGUUGGAUAAGGAAGCCUCUGUACCAAUCAUCAAUGGCCUCUCUGAUCUUUACCAUCCUAUACAGAUACUAGCUGAUCUGCUCACUCUGCAGGAGCAUUAUGGUUCUUUGAAGGGGCUGACAGUGUCUUGGAUAGGUGAUGGAAACAAUGUCCUCCACUCCCUCAUGAUGUCAUUGGCCAAACUGGGUGUCAAUCUGAGAAUAGCCACACCAAAGGGUUAUGAGCCAGAUGCUAACGUCACUCAGGAGGCACUGCGUCUCUCUAAGCAGUUUGGGACAGAGUUGCACGUAUUUUCAGAGCCAAUGGAGGCAGCUCAAGGCAGCAAUGUUCUGGUGACAGACACAUGGAUUAGCAUGGGCCAGGAAGAUGAAAAGAAGAGGAGGCUAAAGGACUUCCAUGGGUACCAGAUCAGCAUGCAGACAGGAAGUGUAGCAGCAUCAGACUGGACUUUCUUGCACUGUCUCCCACGAAAGUCAGAAGAGGUGGAUGAUGAGGUUUUCUACUCACCACGCUCACUGGUGUUUCCUGAGGCUGAAAACCGCAAAUGGACCAUUAUGGGCUUGAUUGUGUGUAUCCUGACUGACUACAGUCCUCAGAUCCCCAAACUGAAACUGUAAGUUUCAGAACUGAACUCCAGAACAUACAACACAGGACUCCUUCAGUAAUUCAUUUCUUAUCGACCACGCCCGAUAUAAAGAGAGAGAGCAGAGGAAGA
Neoarius graeffei (lesser salmon catfish) is the source of this 1157-nucleotide messenger RNA. It is a transcript of the gene otc, whose product is annotated as ornithine transcarbamylase. Gene Ontology annotation, molecular function: ornithine carbamoyltransferase activity; amino acid binding. Bases 1 to 1059 code for a protein of 352 amino acids. Gene Ontology annotation, biological process: L-citrulline biosynthetic process. NCBI's taxonomy places the organism in Eukaryota, Metazoa, Chordata, Actinopteri, Siluriformes, Ariidae. Gene Ontology annotation, cellular component: mitochondrion. The record is from RefSeq and is a predicted model, not a curated record. The transcript is spliced from 11 exons.